Megalobrama amblycephala (Wuchang bream) is the source of this 3034-nucleotide messenger RNA. Its product is annotated as counting factor associated protein D-like. The record is from RefSeq and is a predicted model, not a curated record. Lineage: Eukaryota; Metazoa; Chordata; Actinopteri; Cypriniformes; Xenocyprididae. Bases 115 to 1026 code for a protein of 303 amino acids. The transcript is spliced from 11 exons.
UGUGUUUUUAUUGUGACCUUCUGUUACUGGCGUGAACACUCAGACUCUUUCAGACGGACGAAAGUUUGUUGUCCAUCUCCAGUGGAAGUCUGUCUGGUUUCUUCAGAUUGCACUAUGUGGCGUCUUCUAGCUGGGUUUGUGCUUCUGCUGAGUGCUGCAGAUGCCGCACCAGUUGGUGACAGAACAGUUCCUGAUUUUGGAAAAAUGUAUCAUGUCAAAGGUGAGCUGAAUUUGCCUUAUUCUGAUGAUUCUGGGCUAAAGGAACCAUUUGAAGUUUGGUACGACCUCGAGGGGAACAGAAGUCGCAUUGACUAUCGUAAUAGUACAGUGCGCACUUUUCUGAUUGGAAACGACUUGGAUUAUGGCGUUAUUUACCAAGUCACACCAGUGCCAGUUAAAGAAAUUAAAUAUUUCCAGCUUAAAGGAACAAAGGAGGAUCCAAUACGUCCACAGGCGGCACUGCCUGAUCUGCAGGGCUUUGAAUUUGAGAAGAUGGAGGAUUACUCAGGCGUUCAGUGUGAGGUCUGGAAGAAGGUCACACAGGCUGGUCAUAAGAAGAACACAUAUCGUCUGUGGGUCAAACGUCCAGAGGGAAGUGAUUCCCCAGCCGUCCCGUACCACUUUGAGAUGGAGGGCUUCAACACUCUUUUGGGGUUAUACAAUGACAAAUACAUGAUUGACUACACUGACUUCAGCUCACACACUGAAUCAGACAUUUUCACACCCCCUGGAGGAAUGACCUAUGAGGAGUUUCCGGAUCCUCCUGAGGAGCAUCAAAUAUUGGCCAAUCCCCUUCAAGACUAUGUCAGCACCUCCCCUGUUAGCCACGCCCACCGAUUGUUCGGCCCCUUUAAGGAGAAGUUUGAGCGUCAUUAUAAAAGCGAGAAGGAGCAUGAGGAGCGUGAGAACUACUUUGUACAUACUUUUCGGAGUGUGCACUCUACAAACAGAGCCGGUCUUACAUACAGCCUCGGUAUCAACCAGUUUGCUGAUUGGUCAGAGGAAGAGUGGAGGAAGUACUGUUAAAAUUGAUUAGUUGACUUAAUAAUCUGUGACUGAACAAUGAAGUAAAUAAACACCUCUCUUAAUUAGAGGAAAAAUGUGUGAAAAAUUGAAGUUGCACUAACUUGAGUGCAUUGUUUUUCUACUAGUUUACUUCAUUAGAUUAAGAAAAUUUAGUUGAAGUUAAAUUAAGAAAAGCAGAAUUAGAAGUUACACCCAGAAUUUAUCAUGUAGUGACUUUAAGUAACUAGAAACCACUUCAUCCUUAUAAAGAAGACACAAAAAAUCCUGCUUAUUCAGAGGCUGAAGAAAGUCCAUGUGACAUAUGGCAUCAACGUACCACGAGAGAUUUGAGAGCAACUGAUUGGAGACAGCUUCUCCAGAGCGACUGCACGAGCUGUGAUGACGACAGCUAUUUCCUGAUUGGCCAGAAUUAACAAUGAUGUGCUUUUUGACACUGUAAAAACUUUAUUCAUGUUUGUCAUUGUAACUGUAUGGAUUGUUACUCUGUUCAAUAAUAAUAAAAAAAAAAGGUUAAAAAAAAAAAACUCUUUUCAUGUAAUUUAAUGUUAUAUUGGUUUAUGUUUACCAAAAUAAAACUCAUAAAAAUAUAAAGUUUAUAUAAAGUGUCCGACUCGAAUCUUCUGAUCAGUAAGGGAAGGUCCAUCCCAACUCAAACCACUGGAGUUGUUUGGAUUACUUGAACAUGACCUUUAUGUCCUUUUUGGAGCUUGGGACUGUUAGAUCCAUUGGAUGUCAUAGGAUGAGAAAUGGCACAACGUAUGAUUUCGCCCUGAGGCAUCAAUUUAUUCAUCAACUUUCUCAAUCUCGAGUUUUUGGGGUUCUAAAAUAGAUAACAUUCAGUGGAGGAAAACAUGGUUAUUACCAUAUAAAUACUGUAUACCCAAUAAAGUGAAAGUUUUGCAUAGUAUAUACCCUUGUAAUGCUCUUGUGUCAAAAAUUUGUGAUUUAGCUGAUAUAUGCACCUUCUGUAAAAAAGAAAGUGAAGAUAUUUGUCAUUUAUUUUUCUCAUGUAAUGUUUCAUCGCUUUUCUGGAAAGAUUUGAGUUCCUAUUGUUUUUCUAAAGUUAAUAUGAACUGUAAUUUACAUAUUUAAGGAUGUUAUUUGCUUAAAACAAAUCUUUAGAAUUUACUGUUAACUUUCUUAUCCUUGUGGCAAAAUUCUGUUUUCACAAACAAAGGUUUCUUAAGAAAAUGCCUGCUUUUAUAGAUUUUUUAUGUGAAGUAACAUUUAAUCAAAUCACUAAGAAUAAUUAAUAUCAAAAAAUUUAUUUCUUUUUUGAAGAGAUAUGAUGAAAUCUUAAUGAUUAAUACUUGUUUUGGUGUUGUUGUUUUUUUGUUUGUUUUUUUAUCCUCUUUCUUUCUUUGUUUUGUUCCUGCUUUUCUUUAUGUUCUUAUUUAAAUGUAUCUUUCUUUUUUUAACAGUCAUUGUCAAUUUAUUUUUUUUCUCUUCCAUAUGUUCAGAUGACUGGACGUAUGCAAAGUUGUAUUUCAUGUCAUCUCUAAAUUGUUUGCAAUAAUAAUAAUAAAGAUUUCGCUCUGAGGCACCAAGCCAGAAUCGCCACAGGGCGGAUCAUAACCUUCAAACAUGGCGGAGGAGGAGAGAUCCAUUGACUAUGCCGCACCAGUUGGUGGCAGAACAGUUCCUGAUUUUGGAAAGAAGUAUCAUGUCAAAGGUGAGCUGAAUUUGCCUUAUUCUGAUGAUUCUGGGCUAAAGGAACCAUUUGAAGUUUGGUAAGACCUCGAGGGGAACAGAAGUCGCAUCGACUAUCGUAAUAGUACAGUGCGCACUUUUCUGAUUGGAAACGACUUGGAUUAUGGCGUCAUUUACCAGAUCACACCAGUGCCAAUUAAAGCAAUUAAAUAUUUUCAGCUUAAAGGAGCAAAGCAGGAUCCAAUACGGCCACAGGCGGCACUGCCUGAUCUGCAGGACUUUGAAUUUGAGAAGAUGGAGGAUUAAGCAGGCGUUCAGUGUGAGGUCUGGAAGAAGGUCACACAGGCUGGUCAUAAGA